AUGGCUGCGGCGGCGGGCCACGUCGGCGACGAGGCGAGCCGGCGGAGGAGAGCGGCGGCUCGGCGGAAGGCGGGGAGCUUCGGGGCGGCGGCCAUGGCGGCGGCGACCCGCGGUCGGAGGCAGCGGCGCAGGGCGGCCGGCGGCGGGGCAGAGGCAGCCGGCGAGGCGGCGGGCGGGCGCCCUCCGGCGGAGGCGCGGGCGAGCGGGCGCGGGGCUAGAUGGGCUCGGCGGGCCCGCGACGGGCUCGCACGGGCCGGCGGCGGGGGCGGCGGCCAGGGACAGGUGGCGGCGUGCGAUUCGCGGAGGGGCGGCGGCUGGACGUGUCCGACGGCGGCGCGGACAUGUCCGGCGGCGCGAGGAGGGAGACGCUAG
Molecule: messenger RNA, 372 nt
Organism: Aegilops tauschii subsp. strangulata
Lineage: Eukaryota; Viridiplantae; Streptophyta; Magnoliopsida; Poales; Poaceae
Source: RefSeq, a predicted model, not a curated record